AUGUCCACCUUCGAACCGGUCAUUGUCAUCGACGGCAAGGGGCACUUGCUCGGUCGCCUCGCCAGCACCGUCGCCAAGCAGCUCCUCAACGGCCAGAAGAUCGUUGUUGUCCGCUGCGAGGCCCUCAACAUCUCGGGCGAGUUCUUCCGCGCCAAGCUGAAGUACUCGGCUUUCAUGCGCAAGCAGACCCGUUACAACCCCACCCGCGGAGGUCCUUUCCACUUCCGCGCCCCGUCCAAGAUGUUCUGGCGAACUGUCCGCGGCAUGAUUCCCCACAAGACGGCCCGUGGCAAGGCUGCUCUUGAGCGUCUUAAGACUUUCGAGGGUGUCCCCGCCCCAUACGACAAGAAGAAGCGCGUCGUCGUUCCCCAGGCUUUGAGGGUGUUGAGGCUGAAGCCCGGCCGCAAGUACUGCACUGUCGGCCGUCUCGGUCAUGAGUUUGGCUGGAAGUACCAGGAUGUUGUUGCCCGUCUCGAAGAGCGCAGGAAGGUUAAGGGUGCCGCAUACUACGAGCGCAAGAAGGCCGCCAGGAGGCAGUUGGGUGAGGCCAAGAAGACAGCGACUGUUGACGGCAAGGUCCAGGAGCACCUCACCUCCCUCGGCUACUAG
This is a messenger RNA of Dothidotthia symphoricarpi CBS 119687, 609 nucleotides long. RefSeq names its product ribosomal protein L13. NCBI's taxonomy places the organism in Eukaryota, Fungi, Ascomycota, Dothideomycetes, Pleosporales, Dothidotthiaceae. The record is from RefSeq and is a predicted model, not a curated record. Gene Ontology annotation, biological process: translation; negative regulation of translation. The transcript has 5 exons. Bases 1 to 609 code for a protein of 202 amino acids. Gene Ontology annotation, molecular function: mRNA binding; structural constituent of ribosome. Gene Ontology annotation, cellular component: cytosolic large ribosomal subunit; ribosome.